AUGGAUGCAUACGGCAAUUUGGGGAGUGUGCUAACAGCACAAGGACGGACGGCGGAAGCAGAAGUUGCCUUUGAGAGGGCGCUCAAAUACCGACCAAAUAUGGCCGACGUGCAUUAUAACCUGGGAAUAUUGCUACAAAACCAAAGACGGUACAGCGAUGCUAUCAAAAGUUUCGAGAGAGCAAUUUACUUUAGACCUUCAAUGGCUCUGGCGUUCGUUAAUCUCGGAACAUCUUUGAUGGCUGACGGACGUCUGGCUGAAGCCGCGAGUGCACUCCGGGCCGGUUCUCGAGCCGAAGGUGUCCGGGUUCGUGAUCGGAGGGAACAUGACGCUGCAAGAGUGUCAGCCCUCGUACAGCUUGCAGCACUACAUUCACAACGGGGGCAUUGGCAUAAAGCCCUUUCAGCAUACAAAGAAGCGCUACAAAUUCUGCCUGACACAAACACACCCAUCGUUGGCUGGACGCGACAUAGCGUCCUGUCGAUGGUGGGAGAAGUCUAUGUUCAGCUGCAACAGUGGCCCUUAGCUGAGAACAGUUUAAUAUCAGCAUUGGCAUCAUCUCCACACCAUGCAGGGACGCACGUUACACUAGCACAAAUACUUGCUAGAAAUGCUAGUAGAAGUAUGGAGGCAGAAAUGUGGUUCAAAAAAGCACUGACUAUAGCACCUAAUGAUCCAUCAAUUAGAGAUCAGUUUGGUAUGUUCCUAAGAUCUCAACGCAGGCUUCGGGAAGCAGCAGAACAACUAGUUACCGCAGCCCAGCUUUCACCCAAAGACGGCGUCCGCGCCGCUUCGGCGGCCCGGGCGCUCAGGGACGCACGACGCUGUCGUUCUGCAGAACGGUGGUAUGCUCGUGCAGUACAGUUGAAUCCAGAUGAUGCCGAGUACCAUUCUAAUUUUGGUGCUAUUCUUCACUUAAACGGGAAGUAUGCUACUGCAGCGGCUUCCUACAGAAGAGCGCUACAACUUCAACCAAACGAUGACAUCACAAUCACAAACUUGAAAAGAGUUCGAGCACUGAUGAGCAAAGAUCGCAGAAAAUAA
Arctia plantaginis is the source of this 1044-nucleotide messenger RNA. Lineage: Eukaryota; Metazoa; Arthropoda; Insecta; Lepidoptera; Erebidae. The record is from the annotation of a GenBank genome assembly.